GGAGGUAUAAAUGAAUGCAAUCGAUUGUUGGGCUGGCUUAGUGUUGAUUGAGCUGCUGAAGGCAAUAAAUCAUCAAUAAUGCGCAAGGAGACGAUUGUCAUUUGCCUCAUCCUGGCCGCCUGCUGCCACGCCUAUCCGCAGAGCACGGAGGCACCGUCCUCAACGACUACGCCAAAGCCCGAUGUGGAUGAAAAUCCGAGCAGCAGUACGACAACAACGAUCAUCUCUACAACAGAGAAACCCAAGUCUGAGCUGGAAGCAUCGAUCACGCCCAACUCAGAUGCAUCGAGCACCGCCCUGAAAAACGACAAUGCAUCGAGCACUACGUCCAAGUCCGAUGAAUCGAGCACCGUCCUGAAAGAGAAUAUUGCAUCGAGCACUACGCCCAACUCGGAGGCAUCUAACACCGCUCUGAAGAACAACAAUGCAUCGAGCACUACGCCCAAUUCAGAUGCAUCGAACACCGCCCUGAAAGAGAAUAUUGCAUCGAGCACUACGCCCAACUCGGAGGCAUCUAACACCGCCCUGAAGGGCGACAAUGCAUCGAGCACCGCCCCGAAAGACGACAAUGCAUCGAGCACCGCCCUGAAAGGCGACAAUGCAUCAGGCACAACUCCCAACUCAGAUGCAUCAAGCACCACGCCUAAGGACGACGAUGCUGAGGUUAAGGAGCUGCUGGCCAAGUGCGAGCAGCUGCGCCGGCGCCGUAAGCGGGACAGCUCCUCGUCUGAGGAGGACGAGGACAGCCACGAGCAAAAGUCAGUCAAGAAGGAGCGCAAGAAGCUGAAGAAGAUGUGCAAGGAGCUCAAGAAGCAGCAGGAGCGCAAACAGCAGCGACAGGGAUCGGAAAGUCUACGCGAGCUAGCGCAGGCUCUGCACAGCUACCAGAUGAAGCAGAGGGAGCGCAAUGAUCGCAGGAGGAACUAA
This is a messenger RNA of Drosophila arizonae, 927 nucleotides long. RefSeq lists its product as uncharacterized. NCBI's taxonomy places the organism in Eukaryota, Metazoa, Arthropoda, Insecta, Diptera, Drosophilidae. The record is from RefSeq and is a predicted model, not a curated record.